GAUUAAAAAAAUAAAAAGCUUAUUAUAUAAAGGAAUCCUUUUUCUCAACUAAGAAAAAUAAAAAAGGAAAAAGAAUCCCUUUCUUUAUUCCCCAAGUCAGAAUUACAGUUGGUCAAUUUGUAUAGCAAGAAAAGAACUUAAGAAAAAUCCUCAGAGAAGCAAAAACAAUGUCAUAGUUUACAAUUUAUUCGAAUGUCUUCAUCUAACAAGUCAAGAAAACCAAACAGAAUCAAUCAAUAUUUUAAGUUUUUUCUUUUAAUUUAUUUUUUUUGGCAAAUAGUAUAAAUAAGACUUAACAACUAUUUCAACGACCUUUGAUAACCCAACUGUAGAAACUAAUAUCUGGUUGUGUCCCAAAAAAGAUAGAGAUAAUGAGGAGAUGGAAAGAGAUGGUAUGGUUGUUGUUGUUACUGUUUCUGGGAACAACACCAUUAUCAAAAUGUUCAUAUGUUAACGAAAGACCGCCUUAUUUUUAUUAUAGAGGUCGUCCAAUGCUGUUAGGAGCUAGUUCUUCUUCUGUUUCUGCUCAUCGGAUGGCUUCCUCUAUUGUUCUUCCCAUGUAUGGCAACGUCUAUCCUCGAGGAUUUUAUUAUGUACCGGUCCUUGUAGGGGAUCCUCCGAGGCCCUUCUUUCUCGAUCCUGAUACAGGCAGUGAUCUCACUUGGCUCCAAUGUGAUGCACCCUGCGUCCGCUGUACUAGGGCUCCUCAUCCCCUGUAUAAACCGAGCACUGACCUAUUAUCUGCUAGAGAUCCCCUAUGUGCUGCGGUUCAACCUGAGUAUUACAAAUGUGACAGCCCUGAACAAUGUGAUUAUGAGGUUGAAUAUGCAGAUGGUGGUUCAUCUCUUGGUGUUCUUUUAAGGGAUGAAAUGCAUUUUAACCUCACUAACGGACUAACACAAAGUCCUCGCUUAGCAAUUGGAUGUGGAUAUGAUCAAAUCCCCGGUUCAUCUCACAAUCCCUUGGAUGGGGUACUUGGCCUUGGCAAGGGGAAAGCCAGCAUUGUCUCACAACUCAGUGAUCAGGGUUUGACUAGCAAUGUUGUCGGACACUGCUUAAGUGGGCGAGGGGGAGGCUAUAUCUUCUUCGGAGAUCAAAUUUAUGAUUCUUCCCGAUUGGUUUGGACAAAUUCAUCUCGUGGUUACACGAAACACUACUCACCUGGAUUUGCUGAGCUUGUAUAUGGUCGGAGAACAACUGGAGUUGAAAAUCUUCUAGUGGUUUUCGACAGUGGGAGUUCCUUCACUUACUUUGCCUCCGAAGCUUACCACACCCUUGUUUCUCUGUUAACAAGAGAUUUACACAGAACAUCUCUGAAAGAUGCAACUGAUGAUGACACGCUUCCCCUUUGCUGGAAAGGUAGACGACCUUUUAAGAGCAUCCGUGAUGUUAGAAAAUACUUCAAGCCUUUGUCUUUAAGCUUUGGAGAUGGAAGCAGAUAUGCUGCUCAAUACGACAUUCCUCCUGAAAAUUAUCUCAUCAUUUCAAUCAAAGGAAACGCCUGUUUGGGAAUUCUGAACGGUACUGAAGUAGGACUGCAGAAUUACAACAUCAUUGGAGAUAUAUCGAUGCAAGAUAGGAUGAUAGUGUAUGAUAACGAGAGGACUAUGAUCGGAUGGGGACCUGCAAACUGCGAAAGAAUUCCAAAGGGAAAGGCGGUUAGUUUAUGAAGGUUGUUCAUGUAGAUAGAUAUCAAUUGUUUGAUCUGUAACUCCUGUAAUUAUACUUAAUAAUAAUACUACACAAGAUGGCAGGCUGUAAGUAGAAGUUGUAAGUAGGCAGAUUGUUGUCAUGUAUAUUAGGGUUAACAUUAUAGUUGGGUUUAAAUACUUUAAUUCCUGUUUGGAAUCAUGAUUAAGAUUUUAAGGGAUAUGAGAAUUAACAUUAAUUUGAUAAUUCAGUGAUUAUCUUGGUCUUUCACUUAAGCUUUCUGUUCUUGUUAAUGUGUAAUAUGAUUGUUAGUACAAAGUUUGACAAUCA
This is a messenger RNA of Spinacia oleracea (spinach), 1980 nucleotides long. RefSeq names its product aspartic proteinase Asp1. The coding region runs from base 372 to 1670 and encodes 432 amino acids. The record is from RefSeq and is a predicted model, not a curated record. The transcript has 8 exons. Gene Ontology annotation, molecular function: aspartic-type endopeptidase activity. Lineage: Eukaryota; Viridiplantae; Streptophyta; Magnoliopsida; Caryophyllales; Amaranthaceae. Gene Ontology annotation, biological process: proteolysis.